UGGGCGGGCCAUCGCGCUGCCAGGCCCUAGUCCGGGAGCUUCCCGGCCGCCGCUAACCAGCGAGCGCGGAGCCGGUCGCAGGCAGACCAUGUGGACUCUGGUGAGCUGGGUGGCCUUAGUGGCGGGGCUGGUGGCUGGAACACAGUGCCCAGAUGGUCAGUUCUGCCCUGUGGCCUGCUGCCUGGGCCCGGGAGGAGUCGGCUAUAGCUGCUGCAGGCCUGUUCUGGGCAAGGGGACCACAGUGCUGAGCAGGCACCUGGGCAGACCCUGCAGAAUAGAUGCCCAUUGCUCUCCUGGCUACUCCUGCCUCCUCACCGUCUCAGGGACCUCCAGCUGCUGCCCGUUCCCAGAGGCCGUGUCGUGUGGUGAUGGCCGCCACUGCUGCCCACGGGGCUACCACUGCAGCGCUGACGGGCAGUCCUGCUUCCAAAGAGCAGAUACCAACCCCUUGGGUGCCGUCCAGUGCCCCGAUGGCCGGUUCGAAUGCCCCAACUCCUCCACGUGCUGCUCGAUGCUAGAUGGGUCCUGGGGAUGCUGCCCCAUGCCCCAGGCAUCUUGCUGUGAAGACAAGGUGCACUGCUGCCCCCACGGCACCUCCUGUGACCUGGCUCACGCCCGCUGCCUCACAGCCACGGGCACCCACCCCCUGGCAAAGAAGAUCCCUGCACAGAGGAGUAACCGGGCAGUGGUCCUGUGCCCCGACGCACAGUCCCAGUGCCCUGAUGGCUCUACCUGCUGUGAGCUGCCUAGUGGGAAGUAUGGCUGCUGCCCGAUACCUGAUGCCGUCUGCUGCUUGGACCACCUGCACUGUUGUCCCAAGGACACCGUGUGUGACUUGGUCCAGAGCAAGUGCCUCUCCAAGGAGAACGCUACGGACCUCCUCACUAAGCUGCCAGCUCACGCAGUGCAGGAGGUGAAGUGUGACAAGGAGGUGAGCUGCCCAGACGGCUACACCUGCUGCCGCCUACAGUCAGGGGCCUGGGGCUGCUGCCCUUUCACCCAGGCUGUGUGCUGUGAGGACCAUGUACACUGUUGCCCGGCUGGGUUCAAAUGUGACACGGCGAAGGGUACCUGUGAGCAGCAGGCCCAGCAGGCGCCCUGGGUGGUGCAGGCCCUAGCCCGCCUCCGCCUGCCAAAACCCCAGGCCGUGGGGGACGAUGUCCCUUGUGAUAACGUCACGAGCUGUCCCUCCUCCAAUACCUGCUGUCAACUCUCGUCUGGGGAGUGGGGCUGCUGUCCUGCCCCGGAGGCUGUCUGCUGCUCAGACCACGAGCAUUGCUGCCCCCAUGGCUACACGUGCUUGGCUGAGGGGCAGUGUCAGAAGGGGGACAAGGUGGUGACUGGAUUAGAGAAGAUGCCCGCCCGCCGGGGUUCCCUGUCUCACCGCAGAGACAUGGGCUGUGACCAGCACACCAGCUGCCCCGUGGGGCAGACCUGCUGCCCAAGCCUGAGUGGGGGCUGGGCCUGCUGCCAGUUGCCUCACGCCGUGUGCUGCGAGGACCGCCAGCACUGCUGCCCGGCUGGGUACACCUGCAACGUGAAGGCCCGAUCCUGUGAAAAGGAGGCUGACUCUGCGCACCUUGCCGCCCGCCUGGUCCAUGGCCCUCGCGUGGGUGCGGGGAACGUGGAAUGUGGGGGCCGUCACUUUUGCCACAAUAACCAGACCUGCUGCCAAGUUAGCGGAGGGGGCUGGGCCUGCUGUCCCUAUCGCCAGGGAAUCUGCUGUGCGGAUCAGCGUCACUGCUGCCCUGCUGGCUUCCGAUGUGGGGGCAAGGGCAGCAAGUGUCUACGCAGGAAGAGCCUGAGCUGGGACAUGUCCUUGAAGGAGCCAGCCCUGAGACAGCUGCUGUGAGACUGAGAACUGAAGACACCUUGCAGCCCUCGGGCCCCUGCUCGGAGGGCGCCCACUGCUCAGGCCUCCCCAGCACCUCUACCCCCACCGAAUUCUUCUGGAUUCCCCCAUUCUGAGUCCCUCCCCCCUUCAUGGGAGGUGGGGCCUCAAUCUAAGGCCUUCUCUGUCUCCAGGAGGGCUGUGGCGAAAGCCAUGUUACAAGCUGCCAUCCCCUCCCCCAGUUUCCGUGGACCCUGUGGCCAGGUGCUCUUCCCUAUCCACAGGGGUGUGUGUGUGUGUGUGUGUGUGUGUGUGUACGCGUGCGUGUGCUGCAGUAAAGUUUGUACACUUUCUUAA
Molecule: messenger RNA, 2188 nt
Organism: Hyaena hyaena (striped hyena)
Lineage: Eukaryota; Metazoa; Chordata; Mammalia; Carnivora; Hyaenidae
Gene: GRN
Product: granulin precursor
Exons: 13
Coding region: 89-1852 (587 amino acids)
Biological process (GO): regulation of inflammatory response
Cellular component (GO): membrane; extracellular region
Molecular function (GO): G protein-coupled receptor activity
Source: RefSeq, a predicted model, not a curated record